AUGUCUACCCCAUCAUUCUGCUGUGUAGAACCACCAAAUACAUCCAUAUUCCAUACUACUACUAUUUCCUGUCCGGUUAACACAUACAAGAACUCUGACUCUGAGCUGAACACUUGCCAGGACUGUGAACCUAACACUUACAGUGAGCCUGGUUCUAGUUCCUGCACUCCCUGUGGAGCCAGCAGUUACAGACCUGCUGACAAGACUUCUUGUAUAGAAUGCGGGGAAGGAGAAAGAGUCAACUCCGACCAGACUGCUUGUGGCUACAGUGAGCCUGGUUCUAGUUCCUGCACUCCCUGUGGAGCCAGCAGUUACAGACCUGCUGACAAGACUUCUUGUAUAGAAUGCGGGGAAGGAGAAAGAGUCAACUCCGACCAGACUGCUUGUGUGAACUGUGAACCUGGAAACUAUAGAAAUGGUACGAUGACCCAAUGCAACCAGUGCAGGGCAAACUCCUACAGUGCUGCCGGUGCUACAGAUUGCACUGAGUGUAAACCCAACACUUACAGUUCCGAGGGUGCUAAUAUCUGUGUUGAAUGUGAAGAAGGGAAAGAAGUCAACUCAGAGAGAACUGGUUGUAUGGACUGUGAACCUGGAUACUACAGAAAUGGUAAGAUGACCCAAUGUGAUCAGUGCAGGGCAAACUCCUACAGUGCUGCCGGUGCUACAGCUUGUAUUGAUUGCGAAGAGGGACAGCAAGUUAACACAGAAAGAACUGGUUGUAUGGACUGUGAACCUGGAUACUACAGAAAUGGUAAGAUGACCCAAUGUGACCAGUGCAGGGCAAACUCCUACAGUGCUGCCGGUGCUACAGCUUGUAUUGAUUGCGAAGAGGGACAGCAAGUUAACACAGAAAGAACUGGUUGUAUGGACUGUAAAUCUGGAUACUACAGAAAUGGUAAGAUGACCCAAUGUGAUCAGUGCAGGGCAAACUCCUACAGUGCUGCCGGUGCUACAGAUUGCACUGAUUGUGAAGAGGGACAGCAAGUUAACACAGAGCGGACUUCUUGUGAAUCGUGCACGGCAUUGGAUCCAACGUGGAGUGACAUGAUCACUGUAACGAAGUUUCCGGUGAUACCGGGGACAGUGCUGACAGUUCAGUGUGGAGAACCGGACCAUGAUAUUGUGGGCAACAAUACGGUGACUUGUUUGAACGAUUCUCAGUUUGAAGCUGACCCGGAACCUUCUUGUAAAGCGAAGUGCACUGUAAUACCAAUGGAUCCUUCAUGGAAGAACCUAUCAAUCAUGGAACCUGAACUGACUCAACUACCAGUGAAGCACGGUGACAUUAUCCAGCUAAAGUGCAAGAGAAAGUACACUAACCGAGACUGUAACAAGAGUGAAAUGAUAGCGACCUGUCAGAACGGGGGGCUGAACCUGACUUGUUGUCUCACCAACUCUGGUUGUGUAAAAACAGAUUGA
Messenger RNA from Bolinopsis microptera, 1422 nucleotides. Its product is annotated as major surface-labeled trophozoite antigen 417-like. The coding region runs from base 1 to 1422 and encodes 473 amino acids. Gene Ontology annotation, cellular component: membrane. The transcript has 10 exons. Lineage: Eukaryota; Metazoa; Ctenophora; Tentaculata; Lobata; Bolinopsidae. The record is from RefSeq and is a predicted model, not a curated record.